AUGGUAAUUAAUGCACGUUCACUUCGAAACAAGCUUCUUGACUUUCAGGCGGUUGUUUAUACCAGAAAAAUCGAUAUUAUCAUUGUAUCGGAGCCCUGGCUUGACAACACUGUACCUGAUUAUGAAAUUUUGCCAAAUGGAUAUACAAUCUUCAGGAAAGAUCGAAUUGGCCGCAGAGGCGGUGUUGUGUUGUUGGCAUUCAAAUCUCAGAGCAUGGCCUGGAGAAGAUAUGACUUAGAGGCUAACUGCGAAUUAGUAAGGUGUGAAUUCCUUUCGUCGCUUGGUCAAAAGAUCUUAUUUGGUGUUUACUAUCGCCCACCGAACACUGGUGUUGAGUAUUUUCAGUGUCUACGGACUCACUUGCUACCAUCGAUGACAAAUUUGACAAAAUUUUUCUUGCCGGUGAUUUUAACCUCCCCAGUUUUGACUGGAUUAACCAGGUUCCACUCUCCUCUAAGCCUUUAUACUUCGAUGCUUACGAACUUUUGAACGAUUCAUUUCUUACUCAAGUAAAUUUUCACCCCACUCGUAAUAACAGCAUUUUGGAUUUGGUGCUUACUACUGUCCAGAUCUCAUAUCUGAUAUAUAUUCUUUUCAAGAUAUUGUGGACUCUGAUCAUAACUGUGUAUCUUUCAAGGUUCAUUUUGCUCCUACCACUUCAAGGCCUGUGA
This is a messenger RNA of Pocillopora meandrina, 671 nucleotides long. The record is from the annotation of a GenBank genome assembly. Lineage: Eukaryota; Metazoa; Cnidaria; Anthozoa; Scleractinia; Pocilloporidae.